CGCGCACAUUUAUACAAUAACCUGCUGUUAGUUACUGAUAUGCCCCAGGGUAAUUAAGGGAGAUACAAUUCGCGCCCUUGAACUAGGCCUCCAUCGUCCCGACAAGUAUAGGCAUCAAUUGUGUACUCUCCAGAGUUCUCACGAUGUUCCUACGCCUAAGAGCAUGUUUUCGGGGAAUUGAGGAGGCGGCAACCUGCGCGCAACAGUGCGGCCUGUAAUUUCGCGAAUGACUCUUCAGCUUCUGGGAGCCGCUUGCAAGUGGUCACAGCCUUCCGGGAUGAUGACGAGUUUCGGUCCAGGCCAUGUCACGACAUUCGCACCGCUCGCCGCUGCUUGGAAGCUCCCAUCGAUCCCAAAAACCUUGCCCACAUGGGCGAGACCGGAUUCCUAGGUUCCCGCGCGUGUUUCCAGCGGCAGUCCACGCCGGACGUACUCACCCCAACGUGCGAUGUCCACGACACCACCCCGAUGGCUGAAAUCGACGUGCAGCUGAGGUGCUCCGCCGUCCCGGCCCCGCGCACCGAGGUUCCCAACGCAGCUUCAAGGCCUGGCCGCGCCGCACCCAGCGCCGGCAGCCACCUCAGGCCAGCUUUGCCGCCGUCCCUGACGCUCCUGGCAGCGCAGGGCAGCAGCGGCGCAGCGGAGAGCAGGCUCCUGGCCAAACUUGUAUACAGCACCCUGCGGCCUACAGCCCCCGAGUCACAAGGGGCUGACGGCGCUGGCGGCAGUGCUGCAGCCGCAGUAGCGACCAUUUGCACGACGGCAGCUGCUACAGCCGCCGAUACCGGCGGCUACAAGCUACCAGCUGCAGACAGCGCCAGCAUGAACGGCGAGUGCCCGCAGCUGGAUUCCAGCCUCUCUGUCGGUGGUGCCCGAGUGAAUGGCGGUGAUACAGGCGGCAACGGUGCAGGGCUGUACAUGGGCGGCGAUAAUGACACUGAGGAGCUAGCCAUGGCAGCGGCCACGCCGGCUGCUGCCCCUGCGGCUGCUGCUGUGCCCGCUACGGCGGCCGCGACGCCUGUGUUGCACCUGCAAAUUCCCAGGUCGUUAUCAGAGCCCACUCCGACCGGAAGGUGCCUGCACCGCUGCGGUACGCUGCCGACGGUGAUGCCGGUGGCAGCCGAGGUGGCAGCGGCGGAGCUUGCACCGGCGGUUGCAGCCGCAGUAGCGGCCACUGAGCCGCUCCCGCGCUCGGUGCAGCACGUGACCACCGUCGCCCCGCGCCUCCAACUGCCGCGGGAUGGCGUGGCCGCCGCCUCCGCCGCAGCCGCCGCGUCAAGCGCGUGCAACGGCCACGCUGCUGCAAGCGCCGAGCAGCAGCAGGUGCUGCCGCCGGCGCUGCUGUCUCGGCGGCGCCAUCCCCGUGUAGCGAGCCGGGUCCAGGGGCCUGUUCUGGCGGCCACGUGCGACCGCAUCGCCGCUGUUGAUGACGUGGGCGUGGCGCCAACGGAUACGGCAGCGGCGGCUGCGGGCGCUGCUGGCGGGUACGGCUCUCACGUGUACACGGACGCGGCUGGCCGGGACGGCGACGAUGAAGAAGACGACGAGGAUGCUGACGAGGACGCGGCGGAUGAGGAUGCGGAUGAGAACGAGAUGAGCCACGUGAUCCGCCACGUGAUGCGGAUGGCCCGCCGGCACCACGUGCAGGAGUCACGCGCAGCAUGCAGCAGGCUGCUGCAGGUUCUGGAACCCGCCGGCCGUGGCAACGCUGCUGGCGCCUCUGCCAGCGGCUCGGCUGCUACUGGAGCUGCCGCCGGCUCCAAACUGGCCGGAACAGCACCGACCAUGCCUAUUGCGGAACCGGUUGCGGCAACAGUCGUGGAGGCCGCUGCUGCGCAUGCGAGCCACCUGAAGUGCAGCAGCAGCUCAGCUGGCGGCGGCGGGGACAGUGACGAGGCACAGCGGGCUAGCUACAGCCUUAGCGCCCUGCACUACGGCAAUAGCAUUGCUGCCAUGGCGGUCGGCAAUGGGGCCUCGUUCUGCGCCAUUUCGUCUUGCGAGGUCGCCUCGGAGGAUGUGUCCGCCGAAAUGGCUGCCCUGGCUGCGGCGAUGGCGCACCAGCAGCAGCAGCAGCAGCAGCAGCAGCCGGGUCAGGCGGUGGCGGCAGCUGCUGCAGCUGGCGGUCUGGCGCUGGUAGGCGGCGGCAGCGUCGCUGGCGCGGAAGUGGGCGGCUGGGUCGAGCGCGUAAGCCGCACGUCCCUCAACGAGGCCCUGCAUGAUCGGCAGCGGGAGGUGGCGGCCGGACUGGCGGCUGCAGCGGCCGCGGCUCGAGGCCCCAGCGGCGGUGCUGCAGCGGCAGUGCCGGCGUACACCUCGCGCCGCAGAACCGAGGCGCUGAGUGGCAUGUGCGCCCCUCCUGUUGCUGAGGCGGGUGUGGACAAUAGGGCUUCGUCUCAGGUGGCGCUCAUGCGACUGCUCCGAAUCGGCGAGCCGGCACCGGCAUUCGCACAAGGCGGCGGCCAGCCGUACGCGAAUGACGGGCGCAACCUGGGUCAGCACCACCCGGCAGGUGCCGCUGCCUCUCACGCCCUGGCCCCGCUGCUACCUGGCGAGCGGCCUCAGGCGCAGCCGCUGCCGCAGCAGCUGCGGGGGGUGUCCUGGCUGUGCCGGAACCUCAGCGGACUCAAGUGGUUGGGUGAGGGCGGCGGCGGUGUUGUCUUCCAGGCCGUGUGGCACGGCGCGCACGUGGCCGUCAAGCUGAUGGCAGCUGACGUGGCCGCGCACGUGGACGCCACAGCCCUGGAGGCGGUGGUGGGGCUGGCGCUGGGUCACCCGAACGUGGUCACCACCUACUGCGCCGAUGUGUGUCUGAUGACCGAGUCCAUGGAGCUGAUGCUGCACAGCCUCGGUGUGGAUUCAUUCUCGCCCACCGGCAUGGCCAGCUCAAUGUCUGACGGGCCCUUCACGUCCGGCGACGGGUUCGGCGAGCCGGACCCAGCCAAGACGGCGUCCGCCCACCGCAAGGACCAGAUCUGGUCUCUGCGGCAGGUGCUGUCCCACCUGGGCGUGCGGCCCGGCCGACACCUCACCUGGAUGGUCAUGGAGCACUGCGACCGCGGCUCACUGAUGCAGGCCAUCCAGCGCGGCAUCUUCCGGAUGCCAAAGCCGCAGACCCAGGCCGCUGCCGCUGCCGCGGCCGCUGCCGCUGGCAACCGAGACAGCCCACUGCCCUUCUCGCGCCGCGUGGUGCUAAGGGCGCUGCUGCGUACGGCGCGUGAGGUGGCGCAGGGCAUGUGCCAUCUGCAUGCCAACGGCAUCAUCCACGGCGACCUCAAGCCCGGUAACGUGCUGCUGCGCGGCUGCCGCAACGACCGCCGCGGCUUCUGCGCGCUCGUGAGCGACUUCGGCCUGAGCAAGGUGACGCCGGGUGGCCAGGCGGUGGUGGCUCACAACUGGAGCACCGUCACCGCCCAGGCGCCCGAGACCUUUGCUGGGCAGUGGCUUCCCGCGUCGGACGUGUGGUCCUUCGGCAUCCUGCUGUGGCAGCUGGUGGCCGGCGAGGACGUGCCGUACCGACACCUGGCUGUGCACGAGGUGGCGGCGGGCGUGUCAUUGGGCCUGCUUGUGCCCGAGUGGCCGCACGACACGCACCCGUCUGUGUUGGCUCUGGGCCACGCCUGCCUGUCGCUCAGCCCCCAGCAGCGACCCACAUUCAGUGUGAUCGUCAAGGCCCUAAUUGAGAUUGAGCAGUGCGUGCGAAAUGAGGCUCGGGCCUCCGCCAGCGCCACAAACAGCAGCGAGCAGCAGUGAUUCACGCCUCAAGGUACUGCACCGCUGCGCCACCGCUUGUGGCGGCUUAUGUUUCGUCAUUGCAACAACCUGCCCAGGGCGCACCGCAGCAGUGGUCCUGGAUAGCUUAAGUGUGCUGCCUUAAAUGAGACCGUGUAGCAAUACAGCAACCGCAACGAUAGGGCUCCUGUGCUGUGUAUUCGUACCAUGGCGUAUUCGUACAGUGAGCCAUCUUAUGUUUUGCAAAUACUAAAUGAUUCAAGAAUUGUUCAUGCUUUUGAUGGUUGUCGUGUAUUUGCUGCGCGAGCACUUGUUUUAAAUAACCUUCAUGGCAUUGCGGCUUGGGAGGUGGGGGGGACUGUAGAUACCAGCCCAAACUAACCCGAACUGGGGUAUGGCGCCCUUGUCCUGCCCCUGUCCCCAUCGCCGCUUUGCAUUUAAUGCGCUUUGACCUAUGAGGCAGAGGGGUGGUAUGGGGUAUAGGAUUGGUCCCGCCGCCGGUCACCCCUCCGUGGAUUGGAUUGGCCAGAGUAGGAUUGGACCCGGCACUUAAGGAUUGGGUUUGACCGGCCAAGGAUUGGAACACCACUUUUGGGGAUUGGGUUUGGUCGGGUGGGGAUUGGUGUCGGCACUUGAGGAUUGGGAUAGGGCAGGUGAGGAUUGCUUUGCGCACUUAGGGAUUCAGAUAGGACAGGUGGGGAUUGGGCCUUGCAGACUGUCCCAGGCUGUCCUGACACCGCUGCAAUUCUGAUUCGG
Molecule: messenger RNA, 4485 nt
Organism: Chlamydomonas reinhardtii
Lineage: Eukaryota; Viridiplantae; Chlorophyta; Chlorophyceae; Chlamydomonadales; Chlamydomonadaceae
Exons: 12
Coding region: 370-3750 (1126 amino acids)
Biological process (GO): protein phosphorylation
Molecular function (GO): ATP binding; protein kinase activity
Source: RefSeq, a predicted model, not a curated record